This is a messenger RNA of Gilbertella persicaria, 1023 nucleotides long. RefSeq lists its product as uncharacterized. Gene Ontology annotation, biological process: tRNA modification. The record is from RefSeq and is a predicted model, not a curated record. NCBI's taxonomy places the organism in Eukaryota, Fungi, Mucoromycota, Mucoromycetes, Mucorales, Choanephoraceae. The transcript has 4 exons. Gene Ontology annotation, molecular function: RNA binding. Bases 20 to 874 code for a protein of 284 amino acids.
AUGUUUUUCUUCUUUUACCAUGGCAGAUCAAAACGAUAAAAAACGACCUAUUGAACUUACGGAUACUCAAAACAAGAAGCAGAAGAAAGAAGCAACCAUUCCUAUCUUGCGAGGCAGAUUCAAAAACAAAUGGCUCACUAAGCACUCUCAUUUGUUAAAACGUUCAGACGAUGCUAAUGGAUUACUCGUGUCAUGCAGUGUCAAUGCUGAAACGCGCGCACUUGGUCAAGUGUCCAAUUGUCUUGAGCAUUAUAUUAAAACUCUCUUUCCUAAUCAUGAAUCGACUUGGACGCGAUUUGAAGGAAAACUCGAUAUUGAUCAACUUGAUUUUGAAGACGAACAAGACCAAGAAUGGUCAGGAGAAACGAAAGUAGAACAGCGUAAAGACAAAAAGUUUCAAGCCAUCGAUGCUGCUUGUGGUGGUCUUGUGUUUUAUCGUUUCAGAAUCAAUGUCAAGCCUACUGAAUUUGUCACUCAGUUGUUUGAUUACUUGAAGCAAUUGCCAGACAAGGAGCGCGAACAAGAACUGAAUAAACUUAGACAUUGUGCAAGAUGGAUUCCUUUAGACUAUAUUUGUCCUGCUGUUACAGAACGUAUUGCCAGUUGCUUUGAAAGAGUGAAAAAGGACCAUUUUCCUACAAAAGAAACAGACGAGACAGUGGCUAUUAUUACUGAAAUUCGAAACAAUAUCAUGAUCAAUAAACAAGAAAUCAUUCAGACGAUUGCACCCCUUAUUCCUUCAACAUACAAGAUCGAUUUAAAGAAACCAACGUAUGUGAUAUUUGUCACUGUAUUUAAAAGUGCUUGUGGAAUCACUGUGCUUAAGGACUAUUAUGAAAGAAAGAAAUACAACCUUCUCUCAUACUGUCAAUAGUGUCACUCGAUAUGCUUUCCUCACUGAAUUAAAGCAAAGGAUGGGGAGUCCUUCCUAUAAAAAGAAUGCUUUAGAAAUACAUAAAAAUAACCCUAUUGUAUUUACCUCUUGUGCUUGUAUCAAGUCAUCUACUGUCAUGACUUGCUCCU